Messenger RNA from Rangifer tarandus platyrhynchus (Svalbard reindeer), 411 nucleotides. The record is from the annotation of a GenBank genome assembly. NCBI's taxonomy places the organism in Eukaryota, Metazoa, Chordata, Mammalia, Artiodactyla, Cervidae.
AUGGUGAUACCCUUCACCAUCUCUCAGAGCUUGUUUAAGCUCAUAUCCAUUGAGUUGGUGAUGCCAUCCAACCAUCUCAUCCUCUAUCAUCCCCUUCUCCUCCUGCCUUCAAUCUUUUCCAGCAUCAGGGUCUUUUCUAAUGACUCAGCUCUUCACAUCAGGUGGCCAAAGUACUGGAGCUUCAACAGCAUCAGUCCUUCUAGUGAAUAUUCAGGAAGGAUUUCCUUUAGGAUUGAAUUAUUUUUUUCUUUACAACUCAAAGGGAAGAGUCAUAUCAUUCUGGAUCCAUUAAUUGACUUGAUUACAUUAGGUAAGUUGCUUAAACUCUUUGAGACUAAAUUUUCUACUAGAAAUGAGGGAAAUAAUAUUGCCUACUUAAUGGAGAGCACUCAGCAGAAUUCUGGCAUGUAG